Messenger RNA from Coregonus clupeaformis (lake whitefish), 1856 nucleotides. RefSeq names its product lens epithelium-derived growth factor. NCBI's taxonomy places the organism in Eukaryota, Metazoa, Chordata, Actinopteri, Salmoniformes, Salmonidae. The record is from RefSeq and is a predicted model, not a curated record. Gene Ontology annotation, biological process: regulation of transcription by RNA polymerase II. Gene Ontology annotation, cellular component: nucleus. Gene Ontology annotation, molecular function: double-stranded DNA binding; transcription coregulator activity.
CAUUGACUACAUCUACAAAUACAACUGUGUGCACAUCAGAAGCACAAAUAAUCUCAAUUCAAUUACUUUAUUCACGUAAAAAGACCAAGAUGCGCAUUGCAAGGACUAGAAUUUGAGUGUUUAGGAUUUUAGCUUACCCUAUUUUAGAGCUAUUAUGGUAGAAUCCAUUACCGUGUUGCGCGGGAUCAGGAAAAGUUGUGCAGGCUGCUUAGCUAGCUACGAACAUAGUACUAAUUUGAGUGCCCUACGUCGCAAGGAAAUGGCUCGGGAUUACAAACCUGGUGACUUGAUCUUUGCGAAGAUGAAGGGCUACCCUCACUGGCCUGCCAGGAUUAAUGACUACUCUGAUGGAGCUGUGAAGCCGGCCAACAUGAAGUUUCCCAUCUUCUUCUUUGGUACCCAUGAAACUGCAUUCCUAGGCCCCAAAGAUGUAUAUCCCUACCUGCCCAAUAAAGAGAAGUAUGCUAAGCCUAACAAGAGAAAGGGCUUCAACGAAGGCCUGUGGGAGGUUGAGAACAACCCGAAGGUGGAGCUGAAUGGAGAGAAGCAAAUGAUGCUGUCGGAUAACGUUACGGAGAAGGACUCUGACAGUAACCCAGAAGGGGACGAGGAGGGAGAUUAUGAGAAGAGGAAGAAACCCAAAGUGUCGGGGGCUGAGAGUGAGGCUGGACAGGAGGAGGAUGGUGAGGAGGAGGAUGGGGGCAUGCAGGUCUCUGAACAGAGACAGCCCCAGGAUGACCCCACACCAAAGGAAUCUACAGACACUCCCAAACCCAAGAGAAGAAGGAAGAAAAAGAGUGAUGUAGAGGCCGACUCGGAGAAAGAGGACACUGCCAACAGUCCCACAUCCAGCCCUCAAGGUGGAGAGGGCCCCACUCCUAAGCGGCGAGGCAGGAAGACCAAAGCUGAGAAGAUGCUCCUACUCCAGCAGCAGGACCCCCAGGGCUCAGGCAGUGACAUGGACACUGCUGAGUCAGAGAGAAAGAGGAAGAGGACGCCGGAAGACAAGUCCAGGAGAGGAGAGCAGGAGAAGAGGCCUGAGGGGAGGAGAAAGGAGGAGAGCAAAGGGAGGAAGGACCUGACGCUAAAACGGAGGAGACAGGCCAAAGAGGAGAGCUCCUCUGACUCCUCUGACCAGGAGAAGAGCAAGCGGCAGCAGCCCACUCCGACCGAGACGGGGGACAAAGACGAUCAGAAAGAGCAAAAAAAAGAGGAUGGGAAAAAAGUGGAUGAAAGGAAAGGUGACAAGAAGAAAGAGAUAUCGACAGAAUCGAGGCUGCAGAGGUUGCAUGGAGAAAUCAAAAUCUCCCUCAAGAUUGACAACCCAGAUGUGAAGAAGUGUCUGGUGGCGUUGGAUGAGCUGGGUAUGCUGCAGGUCACCACCCAGCACCUGCAGAAACACUCAGAGCUCAUAGCAACACUCAAAAAGAUCCGGAGGUUCAAGGCCAGCCAGGACAUUAUGGACAAGUCCACCAUGCUGUACAACAAGUUUAAGAGCAUGUUCCUGCUGGGGGAGGGGGACCAGCUGCUCAGCCAGGUGCUCAACAAGUCCAUAGCAGAGCAGAAGCAGCAGGAGGAGGCCAGGAAGGGAGUCCAGAAGAAGGCAGAGCGGGCCAGGGAGAACAACACAGAUAAGACUAAUGGUGACUCCAGUCCUGAUGAUAAGAAGCAGGAGUCGGACAAAGGAGAAGCCUGCUGAAGAGGCCUCUACAGGAGAUAACAGCAGUGUAGUGAAGGCCCAAGAGGAAUCCACCUGAUGAUGAAGAAACCUAUCUGACUGACUGAACUGAAGGGAAUGUUGGUGCUGCUGACCUGAACUCACUGCUCCUGAGUCCUGACUGAUCUGUGCUGCCACC